Capronia epimyces CBS 606.96 is the source of this 867-nucleotide messenger RNA. RefSeq lists its product as uncharacterized. NCBI's taxonomy places the organism in Eukaryota, Fungi, Ascomycota, Eurotiomycetes, Chaetothyriales, Herpotrichiellaceae. Gene Ontology annotation, molecular function: carbon-sulfur lyase activity. The record is from RefSeq and is a predicted model, not a curated record. The coding region runs from base 1 to 867 and encodes 288 amino acids. The transcript has a single exon.
AUGGCAGUGUCCGACCAAGAUCGCGUGACGCACAUUGUGCUCUUUCGCUACCACCCGUCCGUUCCAUGGACUGACCUCGAGCACCACUUUGCAGAACUGGGCAAGCUGAAGUCAACAUGUCUCAAGCCCGCCGGGACAGGAAAGCCAUACAUGCUAUCCAUGCAGAUGGGCAAGAACACUAGUUGGGAGAACUUUGGCAAAGGCAUGACCCAUGCCAUUGUUCUUGCAUUCGCCAGUGUCGAAGACCGAGAUUACUACCUGCUAGAGGAUCCUGUGCAUCGCGCCUUCAGUGUCAAUGCUGCGCCGCUAAUUGAGGAUUCAGUGGUUGUUGGUGAGGCCGCCCGCCGAUGUUCUGCCCUCUUCUCCGGGGGGGUCCUGAUACUGACAUUAUAUACACUGUCAGAUUUUGUCAACGGGUCGUUACUCGGCCCUUCCUCUCCUCCGGAGACUGACAAGUAUAAGUCUUACCCAGGGUCGUGCCAUUGCGGCGCCGUCAGCUUCAGCAUCCGCUCGCCUGUCGGAAACCCGCCCACACAUAUCGCCUGCCACUGCGACACAUGCAAAAGGAUUUCUGGAGCCCCCUAUACAUGCAACUACAUCAUUCCGAUCGAAGACUUUGCCAUAUCCCAGGGAAGUAACCGGCUGAAAAUGUACGAAUACCAAGGCGCGAGCGGCAAGAAUGUCUCGUGCUAUUAUUGUGACAACUGCACGAGCCACAUCUAUCACGUCCAACAGAGGGACCCCAGCAAAGCAAUUGUGAGAACACUGCUGCUCGAUUGCGGCAAUGUCAUGGGUGUCAGUGGAGAGAUCUUCCGGGAAGGGGCGUUGGGAUGGGUGGGAGAUUUGCGAGCUGCUCUCCAGGCUUAG